AUGAGCUCCGUCGGAGCGGGUGCAGCGGCCGCUGGCCGCGGUAACAGGAACAUGGCUUCUGCCGAACAGGACUACCAAGUUAUCCUGCCAACGCUUCCAACAGGUACAACAAUUUUGAAUACUGCUUUUUUGCACGCCGAUGUGACCAUGAGGCCAUACCGUCUGGAACAUUUUCGUGACGCCCUGGUUGGCCUGGCGCUGCUCCCCGAGGUGCUCGCCUUGGGGGCGUACCAGUACAACCACGUUUGGGCCGUCACCUUCAAGAGUGUCGAGGGCAAGAAAAAACUGCUCGCCGCCGGGGAUUUCACAGUCAAGGAAGGACGGUGCGUCGUUGUCGACCCAAGCAACCAGGACACGCGGCUGAAGCUCCACUGGCUGCUGCACCACGUCCCGGACGACGAAGUACGAGUGGCCUUGGCGCCCUACGGAAAGGUGACGGAAGUCGCCAGAGACGUGUGGCGGGCCCAGGGGUGCGCCGGCAUGUUGUCCACGACGCGCUCUGUGUCCAUCAGGCUUAAGGCCGGACUCACCGUUGACUCCCUCCCUCAUCAGCUGCGCGUCGCUGGGGACCUGGCGCUCGUGGUUGUACCGGGCAGGGCGCCGCUGUGCCUUCGGUGCCGAGGGAAAGGCCACAUUCGUCGAGAGUGUCGUGUGCCGCGUUGUGCUCUCUGUCGGCGCUUCGGCCACGAAGACAGCCAGUGCAUAAGGACGUACGCUAGCGUCACGGGGCCCGUGGGGAAUGAGGACACGUCCGAGCUACUCAUGGAUGUGGUCGAGUCCCAAGAAGCAGCCGGAGGCGAAGGUGGCGAGCCUCCUACAGAGGCGACGCCCACCGGGCUUUCUGCCGGGGACAGAGCCGACAGCGGGAACGACGCCCUGGUUGGCCUGGCGCUGCUCCCCGAGGUGGUCGCCUUGGGGGCGUACCAGUACAACCACGUUUGGGCCGUCACCUUCAAGAGUGUCGAGGGCAAGAAAAAACUGCUCGCCGCCGGGGAUUUCACAGUCAAGGAAGGACGGUGCGUCGUUGUCGACCCAAGCAACCAGGACACGCGGCUGAAGCUCCACUGGCUGCUGCACCACGUCCCGGACGACGAAGUGCGAGUGGCCUUGGCGCCCUACGGAAAGGUGACGGAAGUCGCCAGAGACGUGUGGCGGGCCCAGGGGUGCGCCGGCAUGUUGUCCACGACGCGCUCGGUGUCCAUCAGGCUCAAGGCCGGACUCACCGUGGACUCCCUCCCUCAUCAGCUGCGCGUCGCUGGGGACCUGGCGCUCGUGGUUGUACCGGGCAGGGCGCCGCUCUGCCUUCGGUGCCGAGGGAAAGGCCACAUUCGUCGAGAGUGUCGUGUGCCGCGUUGUGCUCUCUGUCGGCGCUUCGGCCACGAAGACAGCCAGUGCAUAAGGACGUACGCUAGCGUCACGGGGCCCGUGGGGAAUGAAGACACGUCCGAGCUACUCAUGGAUGUGGUCGAGUCCCAAGAAGCAGCCGGAGGCGAAGGUGGCGAGCCUCCUACAGAGGCGACGCCCACCGGGCUUUCCGCCGGGGACAGAGCCGACAGCGGGAACGACGCCGCCCCGAAAAGCGACUCCUGUGCGUCGGGCAAGCCCCAAGCCUAA
This is a messenger RNA of Ixodes scapularis (black-legged tick), 1614 nucleotides long. RefSeq lists its product as uncharacterized. Gene Ontology annotation, molecular function: zinc ion binding; RNA binding; double-stranded DNA binding. The record is from RefSeq and is a predicted model, not a curated record. The transcript has 3 exons. Bases 1 to 1614 code for a protein of 537 amino acids. Gene Ontology annotation, biological process: activation of innate immune response. NCBI's taxonomy places the organism in Eukaryota, Metazoa, Arthropoda, Arachnida, Ixodida, Ixodidae.